GCGGGAGGCGGCGGAGCGGGACGUCGACGGUGGCCGCUCGCGCUCGGGCUCCGCGUCUGGGUCGCCGUUGGGCUCGGAGCAUCCGGGGGCCGGGUCGGGGGCUCGGGACGCGAGAGGUGCCGGGGCCAUGGGCCGGCGGGGGCUGGGCCCGGGGCCCCGCUGAGCUCGAGCCGAGCCCGUGCAGACCAUGGCGGGCGUACCCGCGGGCGCCGAGGCGGCCGGCGCCGCUUUGGGCCCGGCCCAGGAAGAGGCGCCGGCCCCGGCCCCGGAGCAGGCCACGGCCGGCGCUGGAGACGCCGUAGCUGCCGGGCUCAAGGCCGCCGCCAAGCGCGUCACCUUCCCCUCGGACGAGGACAUUGUGUCCGGAGCCGUGGAGCCCAAGGACCCCUGGAGACACGCCCAGAAUGUGACAGUGGAGGAGAUUAUCGGCGCCUACCAGCAGGCCUGCCACAAACUGAACUGCAGACAGAUUCCCAAGCUCAUCAAGCAGAUCCAGGAGUUUACUGACUUGGCACAUCGCAUCGACUGCCUCGAUCUGAAAGGAGAGAAGCUGGACCACAAGGCCUGUGAGGCCCUGGAGGAAAUCUUCAAGCGGCUGCAAUUCAAGGUGGUGGACUUGGAGCAGACGAGCCUGGAUGAGGAUGGCGCUUCUGCGCUGUUUGACAUGAUCGAGUAUUAUGAGUCAGCCACCCAUCUCAACAUCUCCUUCAAUAAGCACAUUGGCACGAGAGGCUGGCAGGCAGCUGCUCACAUGAUGCGGAAGACAAACUGCCUGCAGUACCUGGACGCCCACAACACCCCCCUGCUGGACCACUCGGCCCCCUUUGUGGCGCGGGCCCUGCGCAUAAGCAGCAGCCUCACCGUGCUGCACCUGGAGAAUGCCAGCUUGUCAGGGCGCCCUCUCGUGCUUCUCGCCGCCGCCCUCAAGAUGAAUAUGAAUCUUCGGGAGCUGUACCUGGCCGACAACAAACUCAAUGGGCUCCAAGACUCAGCCCAGCUCGGGAACCUUCUCAAAUUCAACUGCUCCAUCCAGAUCUUGGACCUGCGGAACAACCAUGUUCUAGACUCAGGUCUGGCCUACAUCUGUGAGGGCCUGAAGGAGCAGAGGAAGGGGCUGACUACGCUCGUUCUUUGGAACAAUCAGCUGACACACACAGGCAUGGCUUUCCUGGGAAUGACGCUGCCCCAUACCCAGAGCCUGGAGACUCUGAAUCUGGGCCACAAUCCUAUUGGAAACGAAGGGGUCCGGAACCUCAAAAACGGACUGAUUGGGAACCGCAGCAUCCUGCGCCUGGGCCUGGCAUCGACCAAACUGACAUGCGAGGGAGCCGUGGCAGUAGCAGAAUUCAUUGCCGAGAGCCCGCGCCUGCUUCGGCUGGACCUUCGGGAGAACGAGAUCAAGACUGGGGGGCUGAUGGCCCUGUCCUUGGCCCUCAAAGUCAACCAGUCACUGCUGCGCCUCGACUUAGACCGGGAGCCCAAAAAGGAGGCAGUAAAGAGCUUCAUCGAGACCCAGAAAGCCCUCCUGGCAGAGAUCCAGAACGGUUGUAAGCGGAACUUUGUCCUGGCCCGCGAGGAGGAGGAGAAGGAGCAGCGGCUGCAGCUCUCGGCCUCCAUGCCCGAGAUCACAGUCACUGAGCCUGCCCGAGAGGAGGCCGCUGUGCUGGGAGAGCCGGCCGAGGAGGCCAGGGAGAACGGGGACCUGACCAGGGCCAGGCCUGAGGCUCCGGGGCCCACCGAGGACUCAGAUUCUGACACCGAGGACUCAGAGGAGGACGAGGAUGAUGGUGGCCGAGAGAUUCGAGUGACGUGUGGCCCCGCAGUUCAGCUUUCCACCAUUCCUGGGAACUCCCUGAGCUCCAGGGACAGGACCCCUCCGGGCAGCCCGAGCCCCUCAGCUCCCGAGGCUCUGCCUGAGAGCCCCAGCGGGCCCAGGCCAGAGGGGCCGGGUGCCGAAAAACGCAUAUCGGUGUCCAGCCCUGGCCGAGGACACAAAGUGUUUGUGGUGACUCGGGUAGAGAGCCCCCCCGAAAAGGUGGGCGAAGCCCCGGCCAACAGGUCGGGGGUCGGGGCCGGCCCUCCAGACCUACCACUGCCCAAUGGGCUGAAGCCAGAGUUUGCUCGAGCACUGCCCGAUUCCCCUUCCAGCCAUGGAGGACCGGAGGGCAAGGGUGGAGGCUGUGGCCUCGAGCAUGAACUCAGUUGCUCCAAGAACGAGAGGGAGCUCGAAGAAUUACUUCUGGAAGCCAGUCAGGAGUCAGGGCAGGAGACACUGUGACACCUGAGAGCUUUCUCUGGUCAGGCUUCAAUGAUCUGAGGCCCCGCCCUGUGCCCCGGAGCCAGACCGCCCUCUGUUCCAGCUCUCCAGGAUCAGGGCCGCCCACGGGGCUGGGGGAAGCAGGCGCCUGAGGAAACACUACGAGGGACCCUGGGGAAGCACAUCAGCCCCCUUCCUUCCCUGGUGCCCCAGGGCCCCAUCUAAGCACCUCUAUUUAUUUCCCCCUCCCCUCUCUGAGGACAGGCAGGCCCAGGGGGUGGAAGGAGGUGGGUUCUCUCAGGGAGGCACGGGGAGGGAGGUGCGCACAAUUGGGUCACCCCAGGGGGGCGGUGAUGGUGAUGUGGCUGAGGAGCAUCCGGGCAGCAGAGAUGCUGGGGAGGUGUGGGGGGUGGCCGGAGAGGGGCCGGCCAUGCAGGUGGAGGCUGAAGCUGAGAGCUCUCUUUACUCAAGUGCAAUAAAUUUAUCAGGGAGCUAGCAGGUGUCCAGGCGGCCCCCUGGGGUGGCGUGGGCUCCCUUGCAGGAGCAGGGAGCCCGCUGCCUGGCAUUCCGCCUGGGGAUCGGUCUCGGAGAGGAAGCGAGGGGGGGGGGGCCGGGAGGAGACCCUGGAGGGGCCCCUCUUCCCUCCCCGAGACACACAUCUCUGGUCAGACUUUUUCUAUUAAAUGCCUCCGUCGCCAGCA
Dromiciops gliroides (monito del monte) is the source of this 2958-nucleotide messenger RNA. It is a transcript of the gene PPP1R37, whose product is annotated as protein phosphatase 1 regulatory subunit 37. The record is from RefSeq and is a predicted model, not a curated record. Bases 188 to 2278 code for a protein of 696 amino acids. Gene Ontology annotation, molecular function: protein binding. The transcript is spliced from 13 exons. NCBI's taxonomy places the organism in Eukaryota, Metazoa, Chordata, Mammalia, Microbiotheria, Microbiotheriidae.